AACAGCCAUAACUCUUAGCGCUGGCCGGAGCGAGCCACGUGUGUUCCCCGCAGAGUUUACAAGAAUUCCGUCAAAACAACAGUGAAAAACAGUGAUCGUUGUUAAGAGUGAUAGUGCUGUGGAAAUAUAAAGUGAACUAGCCGUAGUAACAACCGCUGCCACUCGAUAGGAUAACUUUUGAUAACGAUUUCCCUUGAAAUAGGAGUUUCUGGAAUCAAGAUUAGAAAAACAAACAAUGCCGGGAAUAAAAAGAAAACGGCAUGAAAAAUAUAAGGAGCGCUGACGACAUUUUAUCGCCAGCAUGAACAAGAGAGCGGUGCGCGAUGUAUCGCGCCAUUUGCAUAAGAAUGGUUCGACCAUAAUCAGUAGGCCGGCUCUGUCGCUGCGAACGAAAAACCUGAAGAUGUACUGCUGCAGAUGCUUCCACAAGCGACGCACAUCCCUGCUCACGUGUAUAGCUAUAUGUUUUCUAGUACUCACCUACAAUAUACUGGGCGGGUUUAUAUUCCUCGCGAUAGAGAGCCCGAAGAGCUACGUGUACAUAACGCCGUCCAAAUCCAGCGCCGAGUCGCAGAGCGAAGCGGUGAGGUUAAAAACCGUGGAGCGUCUGUGGACGAUAACGGAAGACUUGAAUAUACUGUACAAACAGAAUUGGACUAAGCUAGCGGAUAAGGAGUUGGUGGAUUUUCACAAAAUUGUAUUAGAAACUUUACAGCACGAAAGCGUGGAGCAACACCGAGAGAAUCGUUGGACGUACGCCGAGAGCUUCCUCUACGCCUUGACGUUGAUCACGACAAUAGGUAACGGAAACAUAAGACCCACAUCACUAACCGGAAAGACCGUGGCGAUCGGCUACGCGGGGCUCGGAAUUCCUAUCGUCAUACUCUACCUCUCGACCGUGGGUGAAAUAUUCGCGAGAAAAAUACGCUCCCUGUACUACAAGCUAUCCCCUGAAAGCAUUCGCAGCAAAAACUUUCAUUCGAAGGCGGAUUGCUUGAGUCACUGUCGCUGCCACAUUAUUCAGGACCCGAAAGGUGUCAUCGAGGCCGACGAAAUGAGCGAACAACAAAUGAGCACACCUUUUCACGCUGCGUUAAAUAUGAAUGGGCUGAAUGGGGAAUUUCACUGGAUGUGUCGCGAUCACACGAGGGUGCCCAUUAUUUUUAGCAUCCUCAUAAUUGUGUUCUACGUCGUAAUCGGGGCGUUCAUAUUUCACGUCACGGAGGAUUGGACGUUCGUCGACGCGUUGUACUUCUCGUUCUCCGUGCUGGCCACGAUAGGCUUCGGCUACCUCAAGCCGGGAUCCUACGCGAGCUCCAUCUCCACCAAGGCGGAGGACCUGGCGAUAGGAGUGUGCUGCGUGUACAUACUGUUCGGGGUCGUAGUCAUAGCCAUGUGUUUCAAUCUCAUCCAGGACGACGUGGGCCUGUCGCUGCGAGGAUUCACCUCGUUCUGCAUGGGCAGCCCCAAGUCCAGGGUCGUGUACAAUGUCCAGGCCGCCGGCGAGACCACGCUCGUGCCUGUUAUCUGACGCAGUGACACGGCCGAGGGGCCAUCGGAGAUCGCACGGGAGCGCCGACCACAAGUUAGCUUUAAACUCGAAAACUUUAGCCCAGUAAGAUUUCACAGUCUCCCGAGGAGAAAGUCCUCGGCGAACGGCGAGGAACACUUCAAAAGGAACGCGCCGGCGAGACGGUCCACGGGCCAGACGGAACAUUCCAUCGAGUACUUUGUUCCUCGUAGUUUAAGUGAAUUUAAUUUAAGCGGUGCGGGGACCAGCAAGAUGACUGGGGUGACGAGUGACAGGAUACGACCUAGUCGCGAAAAAAUGGUGACGUUCGAGGACGAUCAUGUGAAACGUAUGGACGAGGCGUGCGCGCUCGCCGACGACGCGUACAUGUAAAAACCUAAUUAAUGUUUGGAUGU
Messenger RNA from Aricia agestis (brown argus), 1926 nucleotides. RefSeq names its product TWiK family of potassium channels protein 7-like. The coding region runs from base 302 to 1531 and encodes 409 amino acids. Gene Ontology annotation, molecular function: potassium ion leak channel activity. Gene Ontology annotation, biological process: stabilization of membrane potential; potassium ion transmembrane transport. The record is from RefSeq and is a predicted model, not a curated record. Gene Ontology annotation, cellular component: membrane. The transcript is spliced from 3 exons. NCBI's taxonomy places the organism in Eukaryota, Metazoa, Arthropoda, Insecta, Lepidoptera, Lycaenidae.